This is a messenger RNA of Oncorhynchus keta (chum salmon), 907 nucleotides long. Its product is annotated as proteasome subunit beta type-6-like. Lineage: Eukaryota; Metazoa; Chordata; Actinopteri; Salmoniformes; Salmonidae. Bases 74 to 769 code for a protein of 231 amino acids. The transcript has 6 exons. Gene Ontology annotation, cellular component: proteasome core complex. Gene Ontology annotation, molecular function: threonine-type endopeptidase activity. The record is from RefSeq and is a predicted model, not a curated record.
UUUAGCACAACAGAAUAUGUUAAACUAAACCUGUCCACCAGCAAAGAAGAAGAGCAUUAUUGAGCUGUUCAAGAUGGCUGCGUACAUGUCAGCGGGCCGUUCAGAAAAUGCUUUUCGUACACAUGAUUUUGUACCAGAAAGGGCACAAGAAGAAGUUAGCACUGGGACAACCAUAAUGGCAGUGGAGUUUGAUGGAGGUGUUGUGAUUGGUGCUGACUCCCGAACAACAACAGGCGCUUACAUUGCCAAUCGAGUUACUGACAAGUUGACUCCCAUUCACGACCACAUCUUCUGCUGCCGCUCUGGGUCUGCAGCUGACACACAGGCUGUUGCUGAUGCAGUCACCUACCAGCUGGGCUUUCACAGUAUUGAGCUGGAUGAGCCUCCACUUGUGCAAACGGCAGCCAACCUCUUCCAGCAGAUGUGCUUCAGAUACAGAGAGGAGCUGAUGGCUGGCAUCAUUGUGGCUGGCUGGGACAAAAGAAGUGGUGGACAGGUGUACACAGUCCCAAUGGGAGGGAUGAUAGUGAGGCAACCAGUGUCAGUAGGGGGUUCUGGUAGCUCCUACAUCUAUGGCUUCAUGGAUUCUAACUACAAGCCUGGAAUGACCAAGGAAGAGUGCCUUCACUUCUGUACCCAGGCCCUGGCACUUGCCAUGGAGCGGGAUGGUUCUAGUGGAGGAGUGGCCCGUCUGGCAGCCAUCACAGAGGAGGGCCUGGAGAGACGGGUUGUUUUGGGACACCAGCUGCCCAAAUUGUCCAACACCUAGACAAGGAGCAGAGGGAAGUUGCUGUGCAGACGACGACCCCCCUUCAAGUCCAUUCACAUAAGCUUUAAACCUAGUCUGGUGUCGUUUUUAUAAAGUCAAAUCUGGUUGUAAUAAAAAAAAAAUACUGAAACGUGAAUA